Molecule: messenger RNA, 1022 nt
Organism: Aedes albopictus (Asian tiger mosquito)
Lineage: Eukaryota; Metazoa; Arthropoda; Insecta; Diptera; Culicidae
Product: N-acetyl-D-glucosamine kinase
Molecular function (GO): N-acetylglucosamine kinase activity
Source: RefSeq, a predicted model, not a curated record
GCAUGGUGGAUCUCAAAACACGCAAUCAAAAUCGUUUUCGACCACGAGGAUAACUUCCGCCGGAGCAAGCUGUGCGUGGAACGGGUGUGGGAGCUCAUCCGGGAGCACUUUGGCGUCAAAACGCGCUCCGAUCUGCUGGACUAUUGCUACGCCAAAUUCUGCAAAACCACAUUCUCCGGCCUGUGUGCAAAACUGGCCAAAUGUGCCCGCGAAGAGGACGACCCACUGUGUAGGAAACUGUUCGAGGACGCUGGCCAGGAGCUGGCCCGUUCGGUGUGUGCCCUAUCGCCCCGCAUCAGUCCGACACUGAUCAGCAAAUGCGGCAAGCUGGACAUCGUGUGCGUCGGGUCGGUUUGGCUCAGUUGGGAACUGCUGGAGCCGGGCUUCACCAAGGAGCUGGAAAGUGCCAAAUUCAAAUAUGAUCUGAACCUGCUGAAACUGACCAACACGAUGGCUUUGGGAGCGGCGUACCUGGCUGCGGAUACUUUCGAGCUGGAACUGCCGAGGGAUUAUUCGCAGAACUAUGAAGUAUUUUACGGUCACCGGGCCGUUGUCAAUGGUAGCGCGACGAAUGGUAGCAGCAACGGAAGCAACGGUACCACCACCAAUGGGAACAAGAAUGGUGUAGCGAAUGGUACGAAAAAUGGGACAGCUAACGGAACUAAUGGCACAGCUAAGAAUGGAACGAACGGUACGAUGAACGGGACCAACGGAAACUGAGGCUUGCGAUAAACGAGUUUACUAGGAAUGAAAUUCAAGUGUGCAGGAAGCUUCCUCGUCAGCUAGCGGAUUCGCCAGAGCCGCGCGUACUAUUAUCAUACCAUAAGUGUACCCAGAGAACUGAGAUUUUUACAUAGGCACCAAUUUUACCGUUAGGUUACUUCAAACUAGAUGAGCACAACGCUGUGUAGUAGUGUAAUUGUUGUAAAAAAUAUAUAUAUUCCACAGGCAGUGUAACAAACUGUACAAUUCUGUAUCUAUUUUCCGAAAUAAAGAAAAUAAAUUAUGUGCUGUGUCCAGAA